This is a messenger RNA of Rosa chinensis, 1530 nucleotides long. RefSeq lists its product as uncharacterized. The record is from RefSeq and is a predicted model, not a curated record. The transcript is spliced from 2 exons. Bases 121 to 1191 code for a protein of 356 amino acids. NCBI's taxonomy places the organism in Eukaryota, Viridiplantae, Streptophyta, Magnoliopsida, Rosales, Rosaceae.
AAGAAUGCAAUCCACUCUUUUUCCUCCAAAAUUCUAACCAUUCUCCACCUCUUGUCGAAACCCUAAACCUCGAUCACCUCACCGAGCUAGCUAUUAAUCCCUCUCCAAAUACACUCUCAAAUGAGCCGUUAUUUCAAUUUACUGGAUUUUCAUCUCAAAGAAGCUGGUGUGAGUUUGAGCGAAGGACUGGCUCACAAUGAAGAAAGCACCCACAAAAUAUGUAAGCGUAUCCACCGAGCCCCGUUGAAGAACCCGAAAUGUGAGGCCUGUAGUAUUGAUGUAAACGGAGAUGGAAGUUUUGGGUAUAAGAAGAUAGCGAGAAUGUACGCUGCAGUCCACAAACCCGGGAAGCUGUCCCGGCCGCAAGAUGCACUUGUUAUCAAGCUUCCAGAUGGUAUUGUCCGUGGCAUGAAUCCAAAAGCUGAAGAUAUGGGUAGUGCAGUUGCGGCAUGUCACUGGGGUAUGUCCUCGGGCUUAAGUCAGCUGGGAUCUGAGGUCAACUUCUGUUUUCUAGACAGCCUCAACGGCCCAAACGAUGAUACCAAACGCUAUGGCAACGGCGACGGCAGAGAAGAUGGCGGGCAAAUCAAUCUGAAUUUUGGCCCAUCUGCGACAGCACGAUUGAUGGAUUUUGUGCCAGCAAUUAAGUUGGAGAACAAUUUGGCGUUCAUUGACGCUGUGUGUCAUUACCUUGCGCAACACGCAAGUGCUGAUAAGCAAGAAGAGUACCUGAAGAUCAUAAACGGUAAAAAGUCUGAGGAGGUAGACAAUUUCGAUUCCGUUCAGAUCUGGAAUAUGUUGACACUAGAACACAAGAUUAUUAAGGCACUGGAAGAUAAUGGACUCCUCAUAACCCCAAUGCGCUUUCAUUCACCACCACCACUUCUUCCCAGUCCACCCCCAGGCUGGACGGCGGACCAAGCUAGCCGCUCUGCAAGCAAACCACGACCCUGUUGCUUCCCUAGUAUCGAGACUGUCAACGAGAGCGUGUCUGAGAAUCGCAUCGUACCUGAGAGUGAGGAUCACAGCGGCCUCUGGAAGCGCAAGGCACUCGCCAUUUUAGGUGUUCCUUCUGAGCAGAAGAAGUCCCGAAACGCUAGAGGACUUCAUAUAGAUGAUGACGCGACAGCACAGAACCCAAACAAGCCGGCAAUGAAAGGAAAGGAGCUGGUAUCUUCUGCAUCAGCCUGAAAAUUAUCUGAAUCAUAACUCCAAUGAUCGAUAUUUAGGGCUCCAUCCGCCUCGGCACCAUGGCUUUGGUCUGUCUUUUACUUUUUUUAUAUAGUUUAUUAUGCGCUGCAAGGCUGUGCUUUUCUUGCGGCUUUGGUUGUCGAAGUGUUUGAAAACUGCAAGUUUUAAUAAGUAAUGUAUAAUAAAAGAAAUAAACGUGUGUAAUGUCGGCAGCAUGCAAGCAUUUCUUUACAUCAAUUAAUUUCUCGAGUUCGCAGUCGCUUAGUAAGGUCCGAUAUAAAGCAUGUAUGUGCUAGCUCUUUGUAUUUUGGUCACUUAUAUAUUAUCGAAUGGUUGUGA